This is a messenger RNA of Uloborus diversus, 2176 nucleotides long. RefSeq names its product probable ATP-dependent RNA helicase DDX41 (gene abs). The transcript has 16 exons. Gene Ontology annotation, cellular component: spliceosomal complex. Bases 209 to 2083 code for a protein of 624 amino acids. NCBI's taxonomy places the organism in Eukaryota, Metazoa, Arthropoda, Arachnida, Araneae, Uloboridae. The record is from RefSeq and is a predicted model, not a curated record. Gene Ontology annotation, molecular function: RNA helicase activity; RNA binding; zinc ion binding. Gene Ontology annotation, biological process: mRNA splicing, via spliceosome.
UUCGCGAUUUUCUUAAAGAAUUUUUGUUCGUAAUGGUAUUAGAUUUUUCAUGUAACAGGUGUUCUGUUAUCAAGUACUUCUUUUAAGGAAAUAUAUAUUUUUUUCAGUUUAACUUUUAUUCAUUCAGUCUAUAUUUAAAUUGUUUAAUGCAUUUAUUAUAAAGCUUGGGAGCGUAAUUGAAAAUAAAAUUUCAGAAUUAAGAUAUAUAAUGUCUGAAUCUAAACGUGAUGCUGACCAUAGCCUAGGUUUUCCUAAUAAGAAGUAUCGCAGAGACGAAAAGGAACAGUCAUCAACUGAAAGUGAUGAAAGUGACUAUCAACCUUACGUUCCAUUAAAAGAGAGAAGAAAACAAAAACUUCAAAACCUAGGCAGGUUUGGUGCAAUUCAUCAAGAAAAAGAAAAAUAUAAAUCUGGAACUGAUAAUGAAAAUGAUGAGUUUGAGGAUGAUUUUGGUCGAAAAUCCAAUGUGAGUCUUUUAGAUCAACAUAAUGAAUUGAAGAAGAAAGCUGAAGCACGUAAAGAGAGUGCAAUUGAAAAACAAUUGAAGGAAGAAGAAAAAAUUUUAGAAAGUGUUGCAGAAAAAAGAGCUCUCAUGGGUGUUGCUGAAUUGGCUAAAGGUAUACAGUAUCAAGAACCUAUUAAAACAGGAUGGCGACCGCCUCGUUAUAUAUUAGCCAUGUCGGAAAAAAGGCAUGAAAGAGUUCGCCGAAAAAACAGAAUCUUAGUGGAAGGAGAUGAUAUAGCUCCACCUAUAAAAACAUUCAAAGAAAUGAAAUUUCCUCGUGGAGUUCUGCAAGGGUUAAAGAAAAAAGGUAUCACUAAACCAACCCCUAUACAAAUGCAAGGUUUACCGGCAGUGCUUUCUGGACGUGAUAUGAUUGGAAUUGCCUUUACUGGAUCUGGAAAAACCCUUGUUUUUGUUCUCCCUAUUGUAAUGUUUGCUAUUGAACAAGAAACGCGCUUGCCUCUGCUGAAAGAAGAGGGCCCUUAUGGACUUAUCAUUUGUCCGUCUAGAGAACUUGCAAAACAGACCUAUGAAAUCCUAACUUAUUUUGGAAAAUGUUUAGCCAAUGAUGGGCUCCCCACUUUGCGAUGUUGCUUAUGUAUAGGUGGAACUUCUGUGAGAGAUCAACUUGAGGUUAUAAAAAGAGGUGUACACAUAAUGGUAGCAACUCCUGGAAGACUAAUGGACAUGUUAGACAAGAAAAUGGUGAAUUUGAAUAUCUGUAGGUACUUAUGCCUAGAUGAGGCUGAUCGAAUGAUUGACAUGGGGUUUGAAGAAGAUGUGAGAACAAUCUUUUCUUACUUUAAGGGUCAAAGGCAAACACUCCUCUUCUCAGCUACAAUGCCAAAAAAGAUCCAAAAUUUUGCUCGCAGUGCUUUGGUUAAACCUGUAACUGUUAAUGUUGGAAGAGCAGGUGCAGCUAGUGCUGAUGUGAUCCAAGAAGUUGAGUAUGUCAAGCAAGAAGCAAAAAUUGUUCAUCUGCUGGAUACACUGACAAAAACUCCUCCACCGGUUUUAAUAUUUGCUGAGAAAAAACGAGAUGUUGAUGCAAUACAUGAAUAUUUAUUGCUGAAAAAUGUUGAAGCAGUUGCCAUUCAUGGAGGCAAAGAUCAAGAGGAAAGGUCUCGAGCUGUAGAAGCAUUUCGCCAAGGUGAAAAAGAUGUUUUAGUUGCUACAGAUGUUGCAUCAAAAGGAUUGGAUUUUGAAAAUAUUCAACAUGUUAUCAACUAUGACAUGCCUGAGGAUAUAGAAAAUUAUGUUCAUCGUAUUGGUCGUACAGGACGUUCAGGCAAAAAAGGUAUUGCAACAACAUUCAUAAACAAAGCUUGUGAUGAAUCUGUUCUUUUGGAUAUGAAGCACCUCCUGAUGGAAGCAAAACAAAAAGUCCCACCAUUUUUGGCUGCGUUACAAUCGGAGAAUGAAAAAUACCUUGAUCUUGGAGAUGAAAGAGGUUGUUCUUAUUGCGGAGGUCUUGGACAUAGAAUUACAGACUGUCCUAAAUUAGAAGCAAUGCAAAACAAACAAGCCUCUAACAUUGGACGAAGGGAUUACCUUGCAAACAACAGUGCUGAUUGGUAGAAUAAAUCCCAAAACUGUACAUAGAAGUAAUUUUGUACAUAAAAUUCAUGUCAUUUAAAUGUACUAUACUAUGAUACUAAAUAAUAAAGCAUU